Molecule: messenger RNA, 1881 nt
Organism: Phaeoacremonium minimum UCRPA7
Lineage: Eukaryota; Fungi; Ascomycota; Sordariomycetes; Togniniales; Togniniaceae
Product: putative sad1-interacting factor 3 protein
Exons: 3
Coding region: 1-1881 (626 amino acids)
Source: RefSeq, a predicted model, not a curated record
AUGUCUGCAAAGCGAGGGCCCUCCGUUCUGGUGACCGAUUCCAGGGAACGGCCUCCAACCAGAGGCACGUCGCAGCGGCCUGGUACCUCUGCCACAGCUUCCGGCCGCAUGCCCAUGCGCUACUUCUCCGUCGAUAAUGUCCUCCAGCAUGCAUCCGAGAUUCCAUCUGGCCAACCUCGCAUACCACCAGUCCCGCGGCCGCAGGGCAGCUCUCUUGCUGCAGCGCGUAUGGCAGCGCGUCGCAUCAGUGGUGGCUUACCAACAUUAGCAUCCGGCCGCACGGGACAGCAAAACGUACCAUCUCGGACGACAAAGGUCAGCGAGAAGCUAGUUCUACUCCCAGAAACGGUGGAUGAGAAAGAAGAUGAGGAUACUUCCGGCGAGGAGGGACUAGAUGCGCUCGCGGAGCGGAAUGCCCUGAUCAAAGCGGCCGAGGAGGAAGACAAACCCCUCAAAGACGAGGAGCUCGAUGUAUUGAAGAAAAGAGGUGGAAUCCGAGGCAAAAGCUAUGCAGAGAGACUGCCGAAGCCUCAGCGUGCCGAGAAGGUCUCACGCGCGACUGCAUAUUGCACUGCCCAAGCUUUCAAAAUGAAGGCUACUGCAGAGUUCCUACGCACUAAACAUGAGGCCAAGACGAAGCUCUACGACGACUGCUUAUAUGUCGUCUAUCAUCUUCCUCUUCUCGCGGGAAUUGAUGGAUAUCGUUUACGGAGUAGACCGAUUUUGAAGACUCCAGGCACCGGCAAAACUGUCCUGGAUUUAGAGAUUGAGCGAAGCGAAAGAAGAGACGAGCACGAGGGCUAUUUUGAUGAUUACGCCUAUGGCGAGCGCGGUAUUUCGGGUACACAGAACAGCCCGCCGAAUUUGCACCACAUGCAUCUCAACGGCUCAGAGGAACGAGAUAGAGAUUUACAAAGGAGGAUUGAAGAGGACCACCCGAGAAGCCCCAUCAACAGGCUCGUACCAGACGCCAAGAACUUUGCUGAGAUGUUCGUGUACUCCUACGGCGUUGUCGUCUUCUGGAAUUUCACAGAGCACCAAGAGAAGGACAUUUUGGCAGACCUCACUUUUGCAGAGAACGAGGAGGGUCUCUCGUUGGUCACACGGCCACUGGACCAGAGCGACUAUGAGACUGAGGAGUUCCAUUUCGAAUACAGCCCCGACGUCAAACGGCCGAGAGUGUUCAACGAUAUGAUAACUCUCCUGCCUCGUUCGGACCACAUGGUUAAAUUGACCAUUAGUCACGCCAUCGCACAAAGCACAAAGCUGUGCUUCUUCGAAGAGAAGAUGUCAGAGACUAUGUUGGACGCUCAACAUGUCCCGAAGAGACUAGCCUUAACCGGUGAACUGAACAUGACAAGGACAGAGAUCGUCAAAAUCCUUGGUCGGUUGUUCAAGAGCCGUGUUGAUAUCAACCUCUCGUCAAAUAUUCUUGAUGUUCCUAACUUCUUCUGGGACUCGGAGCCGAAUCUCCAUCCUCUUUACGUUGCCAUCCGCGAAUACUUAGAGAUCGACCCGCGCAUUAAAGUGCUCAACGAGCGAUGUCGCGUAUUCCUCGACCUUGCUGAGAUCCUGUCCGACUCGGUCGCAGACGCAAAGAUGAGCUCCAUAACGUGGAUCAUCAUUAUUCUCAUCGUCGUCAGCAUCAUGAUCACCGUUACCGAAGUGUCCCUGCGGUUCGGCAUCUUGGAGAAGAGCAAGUCAGGGGGCUCGGGCAGCAGCGCCCCGGGGACGGUUGUGAAGCUGAGGGGUCCAGAUUGGUUGGCCCAGAACAACAUCACGCUGGAGGACCUGCGACUCUGGACGGCGCAGCUUUCCGAGCAGGAGAAGGGCGCCAUUUGUGGCGCGGAGAUUGUGGGAAAUACCUUUGCUGGCGUCUAG